Tripterygium wilfordii is the source of this 591-nucleotide messenger RNA. Its product is annotated as organ-specific protein P4-like. The record is from RefSeq and is a predicted model, not a curated record. The coding region runs from base 68 to 394 and encodes 108 amino acids. The transcript is spliced from 2 exons. NCBI's taxonomy places the organism in Eukaryota, Viridiplantae, Streptophyta, Magnoliopsida, Celastrales, Celastraceae.
UUUGUCCUUGCAACUGGUCUAUAAAAUGAUCUGAUUCAGAGGCUAAUUAAGAGUCCAAUACAAAGACAUGAAACCCAUAUUUGCUUUCUUCCUUCUCUUCUCCCUUCUCAUGGCUGCCAGACUCAGUAAUGGAAGAAAGGAACCAGAAGAAUAUUGGAAGAGAACAAUGAAGGACCAACCCAUGCCAGAACAAAUUAAGAAUCUUCUUUUUCAUCAAGACCCAACUCCUCUCUCAGACAAAGAGAGCAAAUUUGUGAAAGAUUUUGAUUUUGGGGCUAAUGCUAUAAUUUAUCACAGCCGUGACCACCAUAAACCAGAGAGAGGACUUCAAGCUGAGGCUGAGAUGAGGGAAGGAGGAGAUGGGUAUCAAAUAACAAGGAAGAAUAUCAAAUAGAGAACUCAUAUAUGCAGUAUAAAAAUUAGUUUUGCUUAUAUUAUUGUAUAGUGUUUAAGAUUUGUUUAAAACUUCUCCUUGAUCAUAACUUCUCUGCAAUGUUUCUGUCUAAUUGAACUUUGGAGAAUUGAUGUUACUGUGGAGGGAUAGCCUAAUUCAAGCUUAAUAAAUGAAUAGUCAGAUGAUUUUUCUCAUAA